Messenger RNA from Rangifer tarandus platyrhynchus (Svalbard reindeer), 204 nucleotides. NCBI's taxonomy places the organism in Eukaryota, Metazoa, Chordata, Mammalia, Artiodactyla, Cervidae. The record is from the annotation of a GenBank genome assembly.
AUGCCCGUGUUAGAUGGACGGCUCUCUCAGGGCCCCGCUGCCCCCGCAGCAGGAAGAGCGUCCGGGCCUGAGGGGGGCUUCGGGCCUCGCAAGCGCGAGGAACGGUUUUUCCGGAUCUCGGGCAGCUGUGAGCUCAAUGGCCAACGCCUGAUCGACAUUCAGCAAGCGCGAGGAACAGUUUUUCUGGAUCUCGGGCAGCUGUGA